UUCACUGCUUGCCCCAACUUUUCCUGCAAAAUCUACAACUUAAUAACCUGUUAUUGUUAAUAACAUGUAAGACUAAUUCAUCGCUUAUCAAAAGGAAAAAAGAUCGUCAUUUUCUCUGCAACCCUAAAACCCUAAUAAACUCCCAAUUUACAGCCGAAAAGAAAUAAAUAAACUCACAUGUAUCUGUGUAUAACUUGAAAUUCCACUUUCAAAUUCAUUCGAUUUUCAUUGAAAGAACAAUACCCUUUUCCAUUUUUUCUUUCGUUUAUUUCCUCGAUCAUUGCUUAGAGUUCCUUUUCUGGUUGAUUCCUAUUAGUUUGGAAAGCGAAGGGUCUUAAUUUUUAAAUUUCUACCACGUUUAUUUCAUUUUUGUUAUGAUAAUAUAAAGAGAAUGGGAUCGAGCUUGCUUCAAUGGGAAUCCGACCCUCUGUUCUCAGCAGCCGAAGUUGUUCAAGAUUCAGCUGACAGGAUGGAAUCCAUUUUUCGCCUUCUUUUGCAUGAUCAAAGUCUUGUUCAAAGCAAUCAUUCUGACCGGAAGCUGCUUACCUCGAUUGAGUAUCAUAGGCGUGAUCUUGUUACCAUACUCGAAACAGCAAAAUGGCAGUUGGAAGAUUUUGAACGAGCAGUUAGCUUAUCAGCUAGGAUGGACCAGUCACACGCUAGGGAGGAUGUGAUUUCCAGACAUAAACAGUUUAUUAGAGCCAUUAGCGAACAGAUAAAUCAUGUUGAGAAGAGCUUGGAGAAAAUGUCAAUGGGAAAUUCCUUGAAAAACUCGGAGUGGGGAAACUUGAAUAAACAAGAUAGAGAUGGUUUGGCAUUAUUUCUUUCAGGGGGGAAUCAUAAUGAACACAAUCACCGUUAUGACUUUGAUGAUAGUGACAUCUUGAAAAGAUUUCUUGAACCAGCCACAGCUUCUUGCUCAACAGAUGCUGGACUUGUUGGGAAUGAAUGUGGAGAAAUUGAAGAAGUGACUACAAAUGGUGUUGCCUAUGGUAGCCAUUAUUAUGAUUCUAUGAAGGAGAACAAUUUAAGGAAAGUGGGUUCUCAUUAUUCUAUAAAAUUGGGUCUGGAUGAAGUGGAUUCUUUCCAAGAGAGUUCCUGUAACAGGAAUGCUGGAGGUGGAAGUUGGGAUUUAGAAGCUAGUGAAGUCAAACCUAAGAGUUUCUUCCAGGAGAAUAAGUCAAGAGGUUCUUCAACAAGUCCCUUUAGGUUCUUCAAUAAUCUAUGGGCUGCAUAUAGGAGUAGGGUUCCUAGCAAUUAUACUAAGCGAUUAAAAGAUGGAGAAGAAGAGCAUUCCCCAUCAUACAUUGAUGCUUCUCAUGCAACACAGGUUCAGUGUAUUGGACUAAGGUCAGCACCUGGAGACCAUGGUCUCCAGGGAUUACAUGGGUUUCUCAUAAAGUUCAUGCACCUGAGAAGGACGCUUGGGGCAUGUAAUGCCAGAUGUGAUAGAUUUUCAUAUCUUGUCAAAUUUAAUCGACGAUCCGUACAAAUGAUACUGACAAUAGUAUUUGCCUUCACACUUUUAGGCAUAUUGGUAUUCCAUGUCACUUGAAAAUGGUCGUUUGCAGUUUGAUAGAAACUUCAUUUUGGAUGCCCAAAGUGGGUGGAAGCACUAUUUUCUCUCACCUUCUGCCCCUUAAUCAUGUGGUUAUGAGGACUGAGGACUUGUUGUUUGUGCCUGUUGAAAUUCUCCACUGUGUGGGUUGUUUCUUGUAACAAUUAUUGAGCAUAUAAUCACUGAUCAUGAGUAAAACCCUUUAUCUGCUUGCAAACCCUUCUGGGGAAUAUUCCAUUGAUUUGAUCGUUCCUAAAGGUUUCAUGUUGAAUUGCUAUCUAUUGGCUGUCUGUGCUGGGUUUUCAGGUAGUGUCGCUGUGCAGAUUACUUGCUCUGCUCCUGUAGCAAGCUGACUAUCACAAAGUAACAUUCGAAUUUGGUAGCCAAGCCUGGAAAUUUGCUAUCUGUAAUAGAAAAACUCGCUAUAUCAUGUACCCUAGUGCAGCAAAUCUGAGAAAUUUAUUCAGUAUUUUGUGCGGCCUGUCUCUGAUGUUACAGGUCUACUGCAGUCAAUACAAUCAGUUCAACAUUAUCAUCUGCUUAA
This is a messenger RNA of Theobroma cacao (cacao), 2102 nucleotides long. RefSeq lists its product as uncharacterized. NCBI's taxonomy places the organism in Eukaryota, Viridiplantae, Streptophyta, Magnoliopsida, Malvales, Malvaceae. The record is from RefSeq and is a predicted model, not a curated record. Gene Ontology annotation, cellular component: membrane. Gene Ontology annotation, biological process: Golgi vesicle transport.